CGCUCCAGCUGUGGCCACACUAAGUCUGAAGCUCGAUUCGCCCUGACGCGCGUAACGCUUUUUUCCCGCAUCACUUUCCUCCACACUCAUUUGGCGCUGAAAAAUCUACCCAACAAAAGAAGAGAAUGCACCAAACCGAAUUUUCAACAAUAAACGAAAACUGCACCUAAGCCGGAUAACAAAAAUGACUUUUAAUUUACUAAUUUAAGUUUUCCAUCCAUGUAAAAACAAAAAAAAAAUAGUGCGCGAACUAAAAUCCCGUAAAAACCAGGAUGGGCCUAGCCCGAAAUAAAACUUUUUCGUUUCGUUUUACAUAGUUAUUUAACCGAAUCAAAUAAAACAAAGCAAAAAACAAGAUUUACUAAAAGUAAAUUACGUUUAAACCAUCACAACAAAUAUUAAUGUGAAAAUUGUGCAAUAAUUUAGAGAAAUUUCUAAGAGAAAUUUCUAAGAGAAAUUCAUAAGUGAGCUAAAUAUCAUUAUUGGAAAUACACAAUAAAAUAAAUGUUAUGCAACUUAAAGAUAAAAGUUAAAUCAUACAAAUAAAUGCAACCAAAACGCAGUACAUACAGAUAUAUGUAUAUAUAUAUCGAAGGCAUGUGUGUGUAUAGAGGAGUUUAAGUCCUCGAAAUAAGCACUUCUACAAGGACAAAGGAUUACUACAUUUUGAGCCAAGUUUUGGGCAAACUUUAAAGAUAAAAAGAACCCACCAAAAUUAGGAGAACAUAAUCUGAAACAGAAUCAAAGCGACGAAUUCUGAAUGCCCACCUGAGCCCCGCCCCCGGGAAGCACCUGCCCACCGGAACCCGGGCAUUUUCACCCACGCACGCAAGCGCAGGCUCCCGGGAACCACCGCACCACCCAAAAAUCAGCAGAGAGUGGAGAAAUUAGGAGCUACCGAAAUUAUUUUUGCUUUGAUUCCGCCUUUUGUUUCAAUCGCCGAAAAUGUGGAGGAAAGCGAGCAGGUUGGUCAGGGAAACCACCUCGUGGAAAACGCGUCGUCAGGGACAAACAGAAGCCCCAACAACAGCAGGACCAGCAACAACAACAACAACAUCAGCGACCAGGACGAGGACACCGACUGGACGAGGAUUAGCCAUCAUCACAUGGUCGCAGUUCGCAGUUGUUGCCGCUGUUGCAGCGCUGUUCCACUGCCGCGACUGUCAAGCCGCCGGGCGAGCACCACCAGAACCCUACUACGGCCGCUACAUCGGAGACUUCACUAACUUCGCCCAUGGAAUCAAAGGUCAAGUCUACGCAGUGGACGAGUCGACGCUGUUCGUCAAAUCCUUUGCCUACGACGGCACCGGACCGGACGCCUUCUUCUGGGUGGGCAAGACGGCACGGCCCAGUCCCGAUGGCUACAUCAUUCCAUAUCCGGAGGAGUACACGGGCAUCGAUCCCCCCAUUUUGCAGGCGCACAACCGAACGGACAUCAUACUGCGCUUACCCAUGGGCAAAAGGAUUAAGGACAUUCGAUGGCUGUCAGUGUGGUGCAGACGCUUCACGGUUGAUUUUGGUGAGGUUUUCAUACCAUCCAAUCUGGAUGUGCCCAAACCGCGUGUACUUCCCGAAUUCAAGCGAUUGGCCCAUGGCCUACGUUCCAGCAACAUCAGCGUUUUGGAUGCCAGGACGUUCUACAUACCCAACCUGCACUACGACGGAGCUGGACCGGAUGCCUAUUUCUGGGUGGGCAAUGGCAGCGAACCGAAUAUCAUGGGAAUAAAGGUGCCCAAUGAGGCAGGAUCUCUGGAACCGUUGCGCGGCUACCAGGGCGAGGACAUCGAGAUCCAACUCCCCGGGAACAUGACCGUAUACGACAUCGACUGGCUGGCCGUGUGGUGUGUGGAGUAUAGGCACAACUUCGGACACGUCUACGUUCCCAGGGACCUGGACGUACCGCCAGCUUUGGGCCAGACCAAGAUAACGCCUUCAUGGUGGUAUUCACCCACCACCACGACCCCGCGUCCUGUGUACAGCAAUUGUCGCGAGAUCCUGCCGAACAAGCUGCAGGUUAAGUGGGAGCUUCAGGACGAGUAUCUUCUGGUGGAGCUCUUCGGGCGCAUCAACGAGGAUCAGUACAUGGCCUUCGGACUGUCCGGAGCAAAUGGCCGUCCCCAGAUGUCCCAGUCCGACGUGGUGGUGGCCUUCUACGACACCAACGCCCGCGUUUUUCGGGCCGAGGACUAUUUUAUCUCGGAUUUGUCCCAGUGCGAUGGUCAGCGGGGAGCUUGCCCCGAUGAACGGAUUGGGGCACGUAAUGAUGUAAUCGUCGUUAGCGGCGAUAGAAAAAACGGGGUCACCAGCAUCCGCUAUAAGCGCUUGCUGCAGACCAACGAGGCCAUCUACGAUUCCCCGAUUCCCAUUGACCGCGAGGUUUCGGUAAUUGCCGCCAUAGGACCUCUAAACGCCCGGAAGGAGGCCAAUGCCCACUCGCACACCGCCAGCGACCACAACCAGGACGACAUUCGCAUCAAUUUCUCUACGAGAAACGAUCACGCCUGCAGGAGUUCGCUGUACGAUGUUAAGGACGAGACUGGACCCAAGCCAUGGCCCACACGAAAGAUCGAAGGUGUCAGGAAGUUCCGUGCCAGCAUUGGACCCACGGGCGGCAAGCGCGGAUAUACCGCCAUCACUGGAUCGCCCUCGUGGGGCAUUGCCUGGUAUGUGAACGAUCUGCUGAUCCCUGAAAUCACUGUGGAGCGCGGCCUGACCUACGAGUUCAUCAUCGAGGGUGGCAAUGAUCCCUCUCAACCUGCUAGAUAUCAUCCCUUCUACAUCACGGACUCUCCUGAAGGUGGACUGGGUCAGAAAAUGGGUCUGGAGGCCCGAAAGCAGAAGGCUUAUGCUGGAGUUGAGUACGACGAGGAUGGCAACGCUGUUCCGACAGCAGCCGGUCGUUAUUGCGAGUGGGAGCACCAGACCGUUGAUCGUUCGGCGGAAAUCGAGAAUUUCGAGGAAUACAUGAAAACACUGGAAUUCAAGUGCGAGGAUGGUGAGCCUGGCUACCUAAACUGGACAGUGCCGGCGAAUGCUCCCGAUCUGCUAUAUUAUCAGUGCUUUACACAUAAUACUCUGGGCUGGAAAAUCAACGUCGUGAACAUGGGUGCCUCUAGGGGAUCGAUAGUCAAUAGUCAUCAGAUUAUAUUAUACGGAAUUUUCACAGUUUUUAGCCUGGUCGCGACACGUCUUCUUAUGUGUAGUCACAUACUUGCCUGAUAGUGCCGCCAGUAAAUCGUUUUGAAUUCUGUAUUUACUUCAAAUCUAUCGGCAGAUAAGACCCCGAGAUCAGACAACAUAUCCAGAUCCUUACAUAUCCAUUACCUACCAUAUCCUGCUCAUACUUAAAGUAUCAAACCGUCAUCAAACUUCUCGAGACGAAUUUAUAAUUUCACAUUGGCACAAUCGGGACUUGUCUGUCGGUAGUUUUGGGCCACUUGGCGACUUUCACAACCAGGCUAAUAUCAUCUGACAAACAUAUCUUGACAAUAAUUCGUAAGAUGUAAAACUGUUGAAAUUGUGUGUGCAUGCGUGAGGGCCCACUGUACCGGUAACCCCGAUGAGUGGGCGUAGAAUGGGUGUUAAGCCAUAGCCGGAACUUGAUCGGUUGUUGGCAGUAGAAUUUUGUGGCUAGGCAGCGAUAACUUUUUGUACAUUUACGAGUAUGGAAUUCUACUUUUUUACAUGUAUACUUAUUAAAUUUACUUAUACAUCUACAUCUCUAGUACAGUAAAAUUGUAAUUUUUCUAGCAACUACUACAAAACCUACACUGGCAUGUAGAUUCAGAAUCAUGUUUAAUAUGCGGUUCUAUCGAAAAGUAAACCGACAAUAAUAACGCAACACUGCGACAAUAAAUUAAUGAUAGUAAAUGUGUGUAAAAACACACAAAAAAUAUUAAAACAAAAUAAAUUAGAUGGGCGCGAAUUAAGCUCAAAGGAAUUGUACAAUAAGAAUUAUAUGGAUUUAGGAAGGGCAGAAACCGAUGCAAUUUGUAUGACAAUAAUAUCUACAGAUUUGUGAAUUUUGAGAAAGUUUCGCAGACAAUACAAUACUUUUACACAAUUUGAAUGUACUAAGAAACUAAAUACAAAUAAGAUAACUAUGUUAUUUAAUGCUACUGACUACUGUGGUGCUUCUUGUAACGAUAUUAGAUGAAAUGUAAAUCACACGCCGCACACGUUUAAAAUGGAAUACAAGAAUCCCUUUGGACGGGAUGAAGUUUUUGUUAUCAGAUGGUUUUCUUGUAACUUUUUUAACUAUAUUUGCAUAAUUGGUGUUUUUAUAUAAGCAUGAUAUAUAUAUAUAUUCGUAUAUGUUUACAAUAAGCGAUAUGUUUAUAAUGGUAAGUGAAUCAGAGAGACACACAACUAAAAUGUACGACAAUAACAAGAGGACAAAUGUGUCAGCUAGAUACUUGAGAAAUAUUUGGCAAGAUAUUGAAUAUGUAAUAUUAUAAACUGAUAAAUAUCCAUGUAUGGUAAAUCCUUUUGAUAGUUGUUCGCAUUAAUUUUGGACUAUGGCUUGAUGUAAGCAAACAUAAAUCUGAACAAAUUAACUCUGUAGCCAGAGCUAAAGAUCCCCCUUAAAUGAGCUAAUUUGAAUCAAAGGACUAACUUUUCCUAAAAGUAUAAAUGUAUAAAAAACUAUUGGACACUAAAGUUUGUUAAGUUUCUGUUGUUUUCCUUCGUUUCCUUUCCCUCUAUAAGUUUACAUAUUAAGGGCCACUAUGCUGUUGUAAUGUACAUUUUCGGGUAAAAGGAUAUAGAAAAGUGUAAGGAUCCAUAAACUACAACUAUGGAGAGUUUUGAUAUUUAAAUUUGACAAGAUCUGGAGCAGGUUUAUAAGUCAAAUUGAUUUUUGUAUAGUUAAUGCAGCUAAGCGCACAAGAGUCCAGAAAAAAUGAAAACAAAGUCGAAACAAAUCAAAUUGAUAACCAAAUCAAAAGAUUUAUAAAUAAAUGCACACCUUUAUAUUCAAUUGAUAUACAUAUACAUAAAUACAUAUUUACAUUAAACAAAAGGCAAGAAUAUGACUUUCAAAGAAUAUCCCAAGAAUAUAAAAAUUUCCAUGUCGAUUAUAACUUAACAUCUCGUACUUAGAUAGCAACAUUUUUCUGCAUUACCUUAACGAAAUACUUUCAUUAAAAAUAAUAAAAUCCAAAUCAAAAGCAACUUGCAAAAAAUCUCCAAUUUAAUAAAUAGAUAUGCAUGAGGCGCAGACAAAGAGGAUGAGGAAUAAACUAAUCCAUUUUUAAAUGUUAUUAGAUCGCAUCAGAUCUAUCAAACCCGAUUGACAAUAACUUGCCAAAUAAGUGGUAGGGAAUUGAAAGAUUGAUGUCAAUAAUAAGAAGCUUCACAUGAAGAAAAAACAAAGGGCGUAAAAAACGAAUAUUCUAUAAAUAAAUUUCCGAAAAACA
Molecule: messenger RNA, 5417 nt
Organism: Drosophila rhopaloa
Lineage: Eukaryota; Metazoa; Arthropoda; Insecta; Diptera; Drosophilidae
Product: protein Skeletor, isoforms B/C
Exons: 14
Coding region: 946-3219 (757 amino acids)
Source: RefSeq, a predicted model, not a curated record